This is a messenger RNA of Dryobates pubescens (Downy woodpecker), 3852 nucleotides long. RefSeq names its product squalene epoxidase (gene SQLE). Gene Ontology annotation, cellular component: membrane; endoplasmic reticulum. NCBI's taxonomy places the organism in Eukaryota, Metazoa, Chordata, Aves, Piciformes, Picidae. Bases 479 to 2203 code for a protein of 574 amino acids. The record is from RefSeq and is a predicted model, not a curated record. Gene Ontology annotation, biological process: sterol biosynthetic process; cholesterol metabolic process. The transcript has 11 exons. Gene Ontology annotation, molecular function: flavin adenine dinucleotide binding; squalene monooxygenase activity.
CGGGCGGCCCCCUCGGAGCGCCGUCGCCUCACUCGCGGGGCGUGGAGGCUCGGACCAACGGUGGCGCAUCCGUCCCAGCAGCCGAGGCGGGGCUGGACGCAGCGGAGGGGUGACCCCGGGAGGCGGUAGGGAGGAGAACCCCCAGGCCACGGCGAGGACGAGCUCCAGGGGCAUCGCGUGUGGUGCGCGGCGCUGUGCAGUUCCCCCGGGUGCUGUGCCGGGUUCGGUGGUUUUUAGGACAACUCCUACUGAUUUUUUUGGGGGUGUUUCUUGAACCUCUUUCUGGGCUCCUGCGGCAGCCUCGGGGUUUUGUGAAGCAUCGUGUUUUUUCACGAUCUCCCUCCCGUCGCAACGAAAGUCUUUGAGCCUCUCUACAUAUAUAUUUUUUCACACUCUGCUCCAAGCCCCGUUUUGGGCAGCAUCCGCCAGCCGGAAAGCUUUGGGGAGGGAACCAGCAACAGUGAUCAGUCCCCUCACGAUGUGGACCUUUCUGGGUAUCGCUUCCUUCAUCUAUGUAUAUAAAAAGUGUGGAGACCUCAUGACCUACGCCAAUAAGGAGGUGCUGCUCUCCGUGUUAGUGUUUUUCUCCCUCGGCUUGCUGCUGUCGUACAGGUACCGUUUCAGGGGACCCAAGCAGCAGCAGCAGCAGCAGCGGAAGACUCACUUGGGGAUGCUCUCCGAUAUUCUCUCGGCUUUGCCGCUUGUUGGUUUCUUCUGGGCCAAACCCACCCCUGCAUCUCAACAAGCUGAACAACCCAAAGCCAGAAAGGGUAAAAGAGAAGUAAAAUUUUCGGAGGUCUGUAUGACAGAGACUGUGCCAAAUGCUACAUUAUCACCCCAGUAUGAUCCAGAAAUUAUCAUUGUGGGAUCAGGCGUCCUUGGUUCUUCCUUGGCCGCCGUGCUCUCAAGAGAUGGAAGAAGAGUGACUGUGAUAGAGAGAGACCUGAAAGAACCUGACAGGAUCGUUGGAGAAUUGUUGCAGCCUGGAGGUUUUAAGGCACUUAAAGACCUGGGUCUUGAAGAUACCAUAGAAGGUAUAGAUUCACAAAUAGUAAAUGGCUACAUAGUUCAUGACAGAGAGAGCAACUUGGAAGUUGAAAUUCCUUAUCCCACAUCUGAGGAUGGCCUCGUGGCGAGUGGAAGAUCUUUUCAUCAUGGACAGUUCAUCAUGGGUCUCCGAAGGGCAGCUAUGGCAGAGUCCAAUGCAAAAUUCAUUGAGGGGACUGUGCUGCAACUGCUUGAGGAAGAUGACUGUGUUGUGGGUGUCCAGUACAAGGACAAAGAAACUGGAGACACUAAGGAACUUCAUGCACCACUUACUGUGGUAGCUGAUGGGCUUUUCUCCAAGUUCAGAAAAAACCUGGUCUCCAACAAAGUUACAGUUUCAUCCCAUUUUGUUGGUUGCAUUUUGAAGGAUGCACCACAGUUCAAAGCUAAUUAUGCUGAACUUGUUUUAGCUAAAACUAGCCCAGUACUAAUCUAUCAGAUUUCUUCAACUGAGACUCGGGUCCUCGUAGAUAUUCGAGGGGAAAUGCCAAAAAAUUUAAAAGAAUACCUGAUUACAAAUAUUCAUCCACAAUUACCUGAUCACUUGAAGGAGCAGUUCUUAAUAGCGGUUCAGAAUGAUCGUCUAAGAACUAUGCCAGCCAGCUUCUUGCCUCCUUCAGCUGUGAACAAAAAAGGUGUUCUCCUAUUAGGAGAUGCAUAUAAUAUAAGACACCCUCUGACUGGUGGAGGAAUGAGUGUUAUUUUAAAUGACAUUAAAAUAUGGAGAAGUUUACUCCAGGAUAUCCCAGACCUUUAUGAAGAUUCUGACAUUCUUAAGGCAAAAAGAACAUUUUACUGGUCAAGAAAAAAAUCUCAUUCUUUCGUAGUGAAUGUUCUUGCCCAGGCACUUUAUGAACUCUUUGCUGCCACAGAUGAUUCCUUGCAUCAGCUGAAGAAAGCUUGUUUCCAUUACUUCAGACUUGGUGGAGAAUGUGUCUCAGGUCCUGUUGGAUUGCUGUCUGUGUUAUCUCCCAAACCAAUGGUACUGAUUGGUCACUUCUUUGCUGUGGCAUUAUAUGCUGUUUAUUUCUGCUUUAAGUCAGAGUCCUGGAUCACCAUGCCUCGAGCGUUUUUCAGUAGCGGAGCUAUUCUUUACCGGAGCUGUUCCAUAAUAUUUCCACUUAUUUACUCUGAAAUGAAGCAUUUAGUCUAUUAAAAUCCAGGGGAAAUGACUGGAGGAAGAAAAUCAUGAUGCCUUCGAAAUCUUUUGGACAUGUGCUAUUUAAUAUUGUAUUAUGUUUUAUUUUCUUCAGAAUGCAAUUUCCUUGAUGAGGAUUUGACUUAAUUUGGGGUUUGUGGUUAUAUACAUAUAUAUUAUAUGUAAAUAGUAUCUUCUUUGUAAGUAAAGUUCAGAAAGGAGUUAGCUGUUUACAAAGACCAUUAUUAAGUGUCGACAUGUGGUAGACAAUUGCCAGCCUUGUCAGAAUUUCAUUCCUUGCUUCAUCCAUUGCUGAGUGCACCACUAACAUUAAUAAACUGAAAAGUGAAAACUGUAAACCACAUGCUGCUAUUAUCCUUCAUGCUUUUUUGUCCCAUUCAGUAGUUCCAUAGACUGUUUCUUCAUUACUGUGAAAGACUGUAACAUUCUUGAUUUGGCUUAUUUCAUUUAGGAUUUGCCACCGUUCUUUUUCAGUUACAGCUAAGAUACUAGUCUACAGGCACUUAAAAGGACACUCUAAAGGAUUUCAGAUCUUGAAGUAGCACCAUAUCUUUAACUUCACUGUUGUAAGUGCCAUGUUGCUCUUCUGAGAUCAUUCUUUACAGUAGAAUUCAUUUAAAUGAGUACAAAUCAAACCAUAGUUUUGUUGGCUACCGCAUAGCACUCAGGUACUGGAAGCAGAGGUGUUUGAAACUUUCUUCCUAGCUCACUCCCUUUUAAAAUCUUUGGGGGUUUGUUCAGGUUUACUUGGUGUGUGUGCAAUUGAAGCCAUAGCACUGCCAUGAACUGAAGCACAGCAACAAACCACGCUCACUGAAACAAAUUUGCUCCGGGCUGUCUCCAGCAGACAGUGUAAUCUUUACUGUUACUACUUCUGACUCGUGGCAAGUACCACAAAAGUGUCCUUUUAAUACUUGGGAUGUGGGGUUUUUUUGCCCUGUAGAAGUCACUCUUAGUCACUGUUUCCCUCCACGUUCCCUUUAUCACUAUGCUUUCCUUUCAUCUCGUGUAUUUUCAUUUUUCCAUACCCUUCUUACGAUCGCUUUGUGUAUCGCUGUGUGGCUCCUCUCCUGGCUUGCCUGACCAGCCCCACGUUGGAGCAGCCAGCAGUUUAGAGAGCAGGAACAGACUGAGUCUUAUUUUUGGUUUUUUAAUUUGUUUUUUCCUGUACUGGCACAACUUUGACUACAUCUUGAAAAUGACAGAUCGCAUAAGCUGUAUAUAAACAUCCAUUGAAUGUUUGACUGUGAAAACAAAAUUCUGUGGAGAGGUUUUUUUUUCAGUCUUCAUUUGACAGCUAUUUCAAAUGACCUGUUCUGUUCCAGAAGCAAAAGUAUUUUGUCUAUUUUUCUAACCAUGACCACUUUUGAUACCCUCUGGCAAUUACAUGCAUCUGGAGUAUGUCUGUGGUUAAACUUCAGGGUAAAGCACUAGUAUUUUCAAAUAUCAUUAUGUAUGGCAACCAAACUGUGCCCCUUUGAGGGUAUGCAAAGUUUGCAGAAGUGAUAAAAGUGUAUCCAAAGUUUGUGACAAUUGUGACAAUGGGGAUUGCUCUUACCUUUUCUAUUUAUAUACUUUUUUUUAGUAGUAUUUACAGUCAGUCUCUUUUUAAGUCAAGGAUAAAUAGUCCUGAGCCAAAUACACAU